AUGGCUGCUCUGCCAUCCACAAGCACGGCCCUGGUGCCCUCGAUCGUGAUGCUGCAGGCAAACGGUGACAGGCUCGGCGGUCGGACUCUCUGUGCAGUAUCUCCCACCCUGGCGCGGCUCUCUGACGAAUCGAAACGUCUCGCAACGUUGGUUCUCAACCAGCCCCUGUGCCUGAUCGGGAAUUUGGGUUUGGCGUCAGGCUCAGGCGGAGCUAGACCACAUCGAGGCUCCUCAGCUCCCGCGUCAGCUCAGCUAUCUUCUCUGCUCCAUACCGCGCCUAGAGGAGGACCCGUCUUUUUAACUCGCCACUUCUGCAUGCGUCAUGCCCGCAAGACUCGCUAUUCGGAACUAUUGGCCUCGGACUUUUGUAUGCCCACGCUCAGCGGACCGCCGUGCUGGAGCUCCAGACUGUGGGGAGCUGCAACAAAGCACUAUUUUCCGGAGCGCUCAGGCCAUGCUUCGGCUGUGGCAGACAUUCGCAGGCUCCCAUAUGAUGAUGCCUUUGUCUCCUCGGCUGUCACGCUUGUGCCACAUCUGCCAGCCCGGGACCGAAGCAAAUACCUCAACGGCAAUGUUUCUAAUGGCUUGCCAACUAAGCAGCGCCCAAGCCCAACAUGGGAGCGAGUGCCUCCACCUCCACCCUACAGCUCCUCUCCUAUCUGGUCGCAACUGAGGGACAAUUCCGCUCCCGACUCGUCUGAGGCGGCAGAUUAG
This is a messenger RNA of Microdochium trichocladiopsis, 714 nucleotides long. RefSeq lists its product as uncharacterized. The record is from RefSeq and is a predicted model, not a curated record. The transcript is spliced from 4 exons. The coding region runs from base 1 to 714 and encodes 237 amino acids. NCBI's taxonomy places the organism in Eukaryota, Fungi, Ascomycota, Sordariomycetes, Xylariales, Microdochiaceae.